CAGCCAUGAAGUUCACUGCCACUGCUCUCGGCCUCCUCGCCACCAUCGCCACGACCAACGCCGCCAUGUCCACGUGCUCAAAGAAGAUUGCCUUGGGCCUGACCAACAUCUACGAGAACGGCGACACCGCCUUCCACUACGACUACUGCGAGAACAUCAAUGAUGGACCCAAGUACGACGCCGUCAUGAAGAAGCUGGACCAGUCGAACAGCGGCUCGGUCAGCGGGCUGGACGGCUACUGUUCGGUGUGGAGCAAGCUGGGCAAGUCGGAUGCAAAGUUCCGCGCAGCGCAGGACAAGGUGCGCGACGAGAUGUACUUUGACCCGUCGCAGAAGCUGGCGGACAAGCUGGGCGCGCAGCUCGACGUGACCCGUGCUCAGCUGUACGACACGACAAUCCAGCACGGCGAUGGCUCGGAUCCUGACUCGGUUGGUGCGCUGAUCAAGAAAACCAGUGCCUCGUUCAAGGCUGACGCCAAGGGCUCGUCAGGCAGCACGCUCAAGAUCAACGGCCACAAUGUCGACGAGAUCGUCUGGCUGACCAAGUUCCUGCAGGUGCGCAUGGACGACUUGAAGAACCCGCACAACAAGGAGACACAGAAGGAAUGGGCCAAGAGCGUCACUCGUGUCAAGUCGUACCAGUACGUGGUUGCCCAGAAGCAGUACAAGUGGGGCAGCUCGAUCAAGGCUCUCAACAACGACGGCAAGGCUACCACUGUCAAGUGCUAG
Messenger RNA from Linderina pennispora, 728 nucleotides. Its product is annotated as lysozyme-like protein. The coding region runs from base 6 to 728 and encodes 240 amino acids. Lineage: Eukaryota; Fungi; Kickxellomycota; Kickxellomycetes; Kickxellales; Kickxellaceae. Gene Ontology annotation, molecular function: chitosanase activity. Gene Ontology annotation, biological process: carbohydrate metabolic process. The record is from RefSeq and is a predicted model, not a curated record. Gene Ontology annotation, cellular component: extracellular region. The transcript has 2 exons.